This is a messenger RNA of Emys orbicularis (European pond turtle), 663 nucleotides long. RefSeq names its product tubulin polymerization promoting protein (gene TPPP). Gene Ontology annotation, molecular function: tubulin binding; heme binding; electron transfer activity. NCBI's taxonomy places the organism in Eukaryota, Metazoa, Chordata, Testudines, Emydidae. The transcript is spliced from 3 exons. Gene Ontology annotation, biological process: microtubule polymerization; positive regulation of protein polymerization; microtubule bundle formation. Bases 1 to 663 code for a protein of 220 amino acids. The record is from RefSeq and is a predicted model, not a curated record. Gene Ontology annotation, cellular component: microtubule.
AUGAUGGCUGACAAUAAAACAAAGUCCACUAAAUCUGCAAACAAGACUCCUCCAAAGUCUCCUGCAGAUCCGGCAAAAGAGAGAGCAGCCAAAAGGCUAUCUUAUGAGUCAAACAGUUCCCACGAAGGGGCCAUGGCAGCAGAGCUUAGUGCUCUAGAAGAGGCUUUUAGAAAAUUUGCCAUCCACGGAGAUACCAGAGCCACAGGAAAAGAACUGCAUGGGAAAAACUGGUCAAAAUUAUGUAAGGACUGUCAUGUGAUAGAUGGGAAGAAUGUGACAAUCACGGAUGUUGACAUUGUCUUCAGUAAAAUCAAGGGGAAAUCUUCUAGGACGAUUACUUUUGAUCAGUUUAAGGAAGCUCUUCAAGAACUCUCCAAGAAACGAUUUAAAGACAAGAGCAAUGAGGAAGCAGUUCAAGAAAUACAUAAACUAAUCGAAGGAAAAGCCCCGAUCAUAUCUGGAGUAACGAAAACCAUUUCAUCUCCAACUGUAUCACGACUUACAGACACGUCAAAAUUCACUGGUUCCCACAAAGAGAGGUUUGAUCCAAGUGGGAAAGGAAGAGGCAAAGCAGGACGAGAAGACCUGGUUGACGCGUCGGGCUAUGUGCCUGGGUACAAGCACGCAGGCACAUAUGAUCAUAAAGUACAAGGAAGCAAGUAA